Molecule: messenger RNA, 5270 nt
Organism: Anolis carolinensis (green anole)
Lineage: Eukaryota; Metazoa; Chordata; Lepidosauria; Squamata; Anolidae
Exons: 6
Coding region: 379-4215 (1278 amino acids)
Biological process (GO): muscle attachment; morphogenesis of an epithelium; axon guidance
Cellular component (GO): dystroglycan complex; sarcolemma
Molecular function (GO): laminin binding; calcium ion binding
Source: RefSeq, a predicted model, not a curated record
UCAUUCUUCUUCAGUCAAUAUGCCUGAUUGAGGUUUUUUUUCUAACUGAGGUGAGUUCAUAUCUCUCAUCUCAUAUCUCUAUGUAAACGACUAACUGAAAUUCCCAACAGUGAAUAAUAAAGUGGAGCUGGCUUGACAUUUCCUUUAUUAAACUGUGAGUUGAAGACCCCCCUCAGGGAGCCCUAGUAUAGCAUUACAUCUCCUAGAAACCAAUGUGGCCUCCUUUAUCAUGCAAGAAAGAUAAAACUGAGGAAACACAUAAUCUCUAAAGGAAGCAGGUUACAUUAUAGGAUGGUUUUCAAGAAAAGAAAACUUAUCUGAAUUAACCAUUUUGUCCUAUGAUAUUUCCAUAUCCGUGUACUCUCCUCGAUUAUACUAAUGAACUACUAUGUGAGAAUGGACGUGCCAGCCAGCCACACUGGUGCCUGUGGUAUCCGUUUUGACUUUCUACCGGAGAGGCAAAUUUUGACAGCUUUAACCUUGCUCUUCAGCCUGCUGUUUCUCACUACAAUCACUUCUGAUGUUAUUGCCAAGGAGUCACGUAAUAUAUGUGAAGAAAUACAAAUACUUCAAGGAGUUCAAGAUGCAACAGCGGUCAUAGGAAGAAUAUUCUUUUAUCCCAUAUCACCAUUUGCUUUUCAAGGGAAAAUAAGCCACUAUAAGGUUACUCUGGCUAAUGGUUCAGCUUUGCCAAAAUGGUUGGAAUAUAACCCAAAUGCUAAGACUCUUCAAGGGCUGCCAUUGCUGGAGGAGAGUGGAAAAUAUCAUCUAGCUAUAUUUGCCUAUGGAGAUGCAUGUAGCCAGAAAACACCAGCAGCCAGGGCAAACUUUCAACUUCAUGUUCAAGAAAGCCAUCUUGCCAAUAACACGGCAACAGACCCAAACCAAAAGUGUAACAGUGUUGGUUCUGGAGCACUGUGCGUUAAAGACAUUUCUGUUACUUUUGCUGAAAUUAUAAUCUCUGCGCCAAAUACUCUAGAGAUUCGGGAACGAUUAUAUCUCAUUUGCACCAUGGCAGACUAUCUCCAUUUGGACCCUUCUUCACUUACUCUAACCACAUUCAGUAACCACCUCAGGAAUUUGACCGUGUUGGCUGAAGACAUCAGAUAUAUAAACCCGACAAAACAACACUCCAUGGGAAUCUAUUGGCCAGUUGGAUUUGGAGUCUUUGCUAUGAUGCAUGAAUUAAUACAAGUUCUCCAACAUAAUGUUGAGUCAAACAACCUUUCACAAUUGCUGGGAUUUGAAAUUUCUGGUUGGAGAGUACUUAAGAAAGAAAGCAAUGGAAAAAAGCAUUCAAGACAGAGGCGAAGGAGAUACUUAAUGGCAACUCCUAGACCUGUAUUGAGACCAACCAGUGUUGAGACAUUCACACAUUUGUCACAUACUCUGACCCAGUCUAUUGUAAAACCAAUCAAGAGUUCGUCUCUUUUGUAUGAUAUUAUCCCUACAUAUACAGAUGCAUUUUUACAUUCUGUAAUAAACCAAAAGGAUUUACAAACCACAGACCUGGAAGUAUUGCUGAAUGUUCAGACUCAAGCGCUGGCAUCUCCUAUGUUUCAGGAUGUCUCUUCUGAACUUUUACCUUCUUUGAUGUCAGCCUCCACAGAACUUAAAGUGGUUUCUCAAACACCACCAAUAUCAGAACUGCAGCCUCAAGUGCCACAAGAUAUAUACUCUACAUUUAAGAAAUCUGAGCCAGACCAUGAUUCCACCUUAUAUGAUUCAGUCUUUUUGAUGCCAGUCAGAAAAACCCAGCUUUCCAGCCCUUUCCACCACAUAAUGGACACUUGUCUUUCACCGCAAGUAAUUUCUUCUGGCAAAAGAUUAUCUCUGGAAUGUUUCUCAAGAGAAACAACAGAUCAAGAUUAUAAUGACUUGUGUAAACAAACAGCUUUGCACUUACUAUCUGAAGAUACACUUUUGAAAGUAAAGCUCGCUUUGCCAUCCAUACCCUCAACAGAUCUAACAGCAUCAUCUGGAUUUCCGUGUCUCAGUAUUAUCAUGUCUUUGUUAUUAUCAGAUGGUAGCUAUGAUAAUGAAGGUUUACUUAGCAACUACAAAUAUGCCACAGAGUUAUUUUUGUGUUCUCCAGCAUUCAACCAGAAUACAGGCUUCAGCAUGUUUGGUAUUACAUCAAUGUUUGAGACUACAGCUAGAAGCACCACUUUUGCACUGAAGCUUGAAUUACUGCCUAACACAAGCUCAUCUGUUCAGACGUACUACAGUGGCAAGAUUCAAACCCUGGCAAUUUAUAGUGCUCAGGAGCUCAGGACAUCAUUAUUUGCCAAUUUCAUGGAAUCUGGAUUAUUGACUAGAACAAGUAGUAUCCUGGCAAUGUUUCCUUCUCAGUCAUUAUAUCCACCAAUGGAACUGACAACAUCAUUUGGACUCAGUAAUAUAUUCCUAGCUGAAGAAUUGUGGUCUAAUGGGAGACAACAUAGACCAGCGAUGACUCAGGUCUAUGAACAUGCGCCAGAGUCCUUUAUGAUUUCACAGACACAUACACAUUUAAUAACAAAAUACAAUAUUUCAGCGAUUACUUCAAUUUACAUGGAAACCUUCUUGCAGCAACAACAGUUACAUUUCUUUUCUGUUACAGGAUCCAAUAAUAUUCUUCUAAGCAGCAAAUUCAUAGGCAAAGAAGAGGAAACAAAGCAGAUAUCUGAGAAUUACUCUUAUGAAACGUCAGUGCUCGCCUCACCUAUAGAAUUUGCAAGCAGUCCCAAGUUAGAUGUUUCUGUGAAUGAAUAUGGUUUUUAUGAUGGCAAUGUUGUUACAACUCUUUUCGCACAUCAUGACUUUUUACAAUUGCAUAUGAGUGUUUCAAGCUUGGAAAGUUCAUUUGAAACCAAAAGAAACAUCCAAGUGGCCAGUGAGUCUCUCACAACGCCAGUUCAAGAAUCAACUCUUCUCUCUAAUAAAGAAAUGCCUGCACAGAAUGGAUUCUAUGCUACCACGUUGUGUCAAGGGGCAGAAGAUACAAACAUCUUGACACUUGCUUCAGACAUGUCUCCACAAGGCAUAGGAGCAAUACGGACUCCUUUAUUUCCUACAUCACAGAUCAUGCCCAUAGAUCAGAUAAACAACUCCCCAAGAGUCGUUAAUGCUCUUAAAUGGAUAACUGCAACAAUUGGAUACAAAUUCUUCUUUUCAAUACCGGAGGAUACAUUUUAUGAUCAGGAGGAUGGAAAUACAACCCAGCUAACCCUUGGAAUAAUACCAACAGGUGGCUCACCAACAGGUCUGGAAAGCUGGCUGCAGUUUAAUUCAAGUUACCAAACUAUGUAUGGAUAUCCACUUGAUAUAGACUUUCAGUAUUCGCCCCAAGAAUUUUUACUCUUUGCCACAGAUUCAGGGGGACUCAGGACUUCAAAUACUUUCACAAUAGAAAUGCUCAGGCAAUCCACUACCCCAUGUCAUAUUUAUACUGUAAGAACAAAAAAUAGCUACCACUCAUUUCUAAGAAAUAGAGAAAAUGUUAAUUUGUUUUUUGAGAAACUUUCCAAUUAUUUGACUACUGGAAGGUCUGGCAACAUGGUGAUACUGCACCUCAAACCAGGAUCUACCAGGAUCACAUGGUACAGCGAGUCUUUUUGUACAACAACCAGCAACUGUGCAAGGGAUGAAAUACAGGACGUUCUACUCCAGCUAGGAGUACCUGGUAGAAAGCUUAAUCCAAAUUUUGUUGAAGCAAUGCUGCCAGACUACAAAAUUUAUCAAAUUGAAGAUGUUGAAUAUGGUGGAACCUGCUCAUCUACUAUAAAACAACUAAAUGAAUCCCUAGUGUCCAACAAGACUUUAACUACAUUUCAAGACUACUGUUCCUGGGUAGGAAACCUCUUCUCUAUUUUGCUCAUCGGCAUAUGCACUGCAGUUCUGGUAAUUCUGAUAGUUACCCUUCACUUCUGUAAGUAUCAGAAGGGAACUGUGGGAUCACAAUCAGCAUCUGUUAAUGAAAGGCCUUUAUUUACCUACAUCGAUUUGGAAAUGGAUAUGCUGAGACCCCGGAAGUCACCUGUACUUGACCAAGAGGCCCCACAAUCGGCCCAGCUGUGGUUAUCCCUUCCACCACCUUCCCAUUCGUAUUUCUGUAGAUCAAACACAACCCAUGUUGCCUCAAGUUUACCACCGCCUCCAAGGUAUAAACUUCCCCCACCUUAUGUAAUGAAAGAACCAAGUCAGAUGCAUCAUGAUUUUAGUUAUAGAUUUUAGUUAUCUCAAAGCUAGAUCAUACUGAGAAGAUAAUUCAGGAAGAAUUUAAGAACCCUUAUGUUAGCACAGGUAAAUCAGAUUGUUAGUAAUCAUAAAUUUGGAUAUUCUAGUAAUUAUUCAUGUAGACAUAACACAAAACAGCAGAACUAACCAAGUGUCAAGUAUAACAGAUUUAGAUGUUUAAAAAUCUGACUUCACAGAGCUAUGUAUUUUCUAUAAAUCAUGCACCUACCAUGCAGGAAAAAAGAGGCAAGAAUAAAACGAUGACCCCAUAGUUUGAGAAUAUAGUCAGAGUUUCCUACUAUGCUGCUGUAAAGGGCAGCAGGAAAAAAAGGAACUAAGGCCACAGCCCCUUCUUUGGCCUACAUUACCCUCUGGUGAGGGUGGACGGAGCCAUAGCCACAAACCUUCAGCUUUUCAGAGGUUUCCAUUGAUAGCUGUACAGGUGCACCAAGUACCAUAUGUACUCAUUUCAACAGACACCACAAAGAAGAAAUUGCUAUUAUGUCUCAUAUUCUGAUACAAAUGCCUAUUUAAAGAGUUACUGGAUGUCUCCCAAAAUGUAUUACUUACCUCCAUAUACGCUCAAUGUUUAUUUUAUGGCAUAAUAAAACAAGCUAAGUUAUGAAACACAAUUAAGCUACAAGAAUAAAUACUGUAAAAGCUAUUAAGUAAUUGGUAUGUAUUAUUAACAUACUGUUAAGGAAUUUGUCUCUUUAAACUAAGACAUUUUUCUACCCUGCAGUGGUCUGUUAAAAUGUUUACUGUUUUUAAAAGUCAUCUUAUUAAUGUAUACUUAAGAAUACCCAUGUGAAAGUAAUUCUUCACAACAAUGCAAAAUUAUAAAAUUUAAUUAUUGUAAAACACACACUCCAUUAUGUUACUUACACAGGUGUAUUAUUUUAAAAUGUUCUAUGUUCCUAUGCAGUUUCUGGGUAAUAGUUUCUGCAUUCCUGCAUGGUAGGAGGAUUGGACUGGAUGGUCCUUGUGGACUCUUCCUCCUCUGCAAUUCUAACAUAUUAGCUUGUGUUUCAUUUAAAAUGUGUUUAAUAUUA